AUUGGACGGCUGAGUCCGGCUACACGCGCCUCCACGGGUGCGCGGCCGGGCCAAUCAGAAGGUUGGCGUAUUUUACAAACUGGGGAAGUAGCUGCAGCCAGCAGUAGCUGAGAGUCAGGCGAAAAGCGGAGAAGGCUGGGUCGGCUCCGAGGGGCUCUUGAGAAGCCAUCAUGACCACCCUCCAAGCCACGAAGGAUCCCCUCCUCCGGGGUGUAUCUCCUACCCCUAGCAAGAUUCCGGUACGCUCUCAGAGACGCACGCCUUUACCCACUGUUACAUCGUGCGCCCUGGACCAGGAGAACCAAGAUCCAAGGAGAUGGGUGCAGAAACCACCGCUCAAUAUUCAACACCACCACGUUGAUUCAGCAGGCCCCAGGCCGAAAGCCAGGCACCAAGCAGAGACAUCACAAAGAUUGGUGGGGACCACUCAGCAUCGAAACCCCUUGGAGGAGCUCAGGCCUAGCCCUGGAGGUCAAAAUGUGGGGCCUGAGCCCCCUGCCCAGACAGAGGCUCCAGGGGCCAUAGAGUUUGUGGCUGAUCCCGCAGCCCUGGCCACCAUCCUGUCAGGUGAGGGUGUGAAGAGCUGUCACCUGGGGCGCCAGCCUAGUCUGGCUAAGAGAGUACUGAUUCGAGGAAAUCAGGGACGCACCACCCAGAGGGGCCAGGGUGUUCGGGCCUCUGCAUAUUUGGCCCCCAGAACGCCCACCCACCGACUGGACCCUGCCAGGGCUUCCUGCUUCUCAAGGCUGGAGGGACCAGGACCUCGAGGCCAGACUUUGUGCCCCCAGAGGCUACAGGCUCUGAUUUCACCUUCAGGACCUUCCUUUCACCCUUCCACUCGCCCCAGUUUCCAGGAGCUAAGAAGGGAGGCAGCUGGCAGCAGCCGGACUUCCGUGAGCCAGGCCUCAGGAUUGCUCCUGGAGACCCCAGUCCAGCCUGCUUUCUCUCUUCCUAAAGGAGAACAUGAGGUUGUCACUCACUCAGAUGAAGGAAGUGUGUCCUCCCUUGGUCUGGCCCAGCGAGUACCAUUAAGAAAAAAACAAGAAAUGACACAUGGCAAGGUAAGACAUGACUCUCCUGGGCUGAGGGAUGGGAGGUGUGGGAGGUGCCUGGGAGAAUUUCGCAACAGCAGCCGACAUGUGUGGGGUCUGAGGUGGAAGCUCACAGACUGGUACGAGCAGGUUGCAGUCCGGUUAUUUGAACAGGAAAGUUCUAUAAGAUCGCUAGAGGGGUCAGGGAAACCACCUGUGGCCACUCCUUCUGGAUCCUACUCUAACAGAACCCCCAGCCUCCAGGAGGUGAAGAUGCAGCGCAUUGGGAUCCUGCAGCAGCUGUUGAGACAGGAGGUGGAGGGACUGGUAGGAGCCCAGUGUGUCCCCCUUAAUGGAGUCUCCUCUCUGGAUAUGGUUAAUCUUCAGCCCCUGCUGACUGAGAUUUCCAGAACUCUGAAUGCCACAGAGCAUAACUCUGGGACUUCCCACCUUCCUUGUCUGUUACAACACUCAGGGCUGCUAGAGCCCUGCCUUCCAGAGGACUGCAGGGAACCACAGCCCUGCCCUCCAGCAGAGCCUGGGCCCCCAGAGGCCUGCUGUAGGAGUGAGCCUGAGAAACCAGGGCCCUCCCUGCAGGCACAGCUUGAGGUACCAGAGUCCUGCCCUCCAGCAAAGCCCAGGCCCCCAGAGGCCACCUGUAGGAGUGAGUCUGAGACAUCAGAGCCCUUCUCCCAGGAACAGCUUGAAGUACCAGAGCCCUGCCCUCCAGCAGAGCCCGGGCCUCCAGGGUCCUGCUGUAGGAGUGAGCCUGAGAUAGCAGAGCCCUCCCCACAGGAACAGCUUGAGGUACCAGAGCCCUGCCCUCCAGCAGAGCCCGGGCCCCUUCAGCCCAGCACCCAGGGGCAGGCUGGACCCCCAGGGCCCUGCCCUAGGGUACAGCUGGGGGCAUCAAAGCCCUGCAGCCUAGAACAUAGAAGUCCAGAGUCCAGCCUACCACCCUGCUGCAGUCAGUGGGCUCCAGCAACCACCAGCCUGAUCUUCUCUUCCCAACACCCACUUUGUGCCAGCCCCCCUAUCUGCUCACUCCAGUCUCUGAGGCCUCCAGCAGGCCAGGCAGGCCCCAGCAGCCUGGCCCCUCGAACCCUAGCCCUGAGGCAGCGCCUCAAAGCAUGUUUAACCGCCAUCCACUGCUUCCACGAGGCUCGUCUGGAUGAUGAGUGUGCCUUUUACACCAGCCGAGCCCCUCCCUCAGGCCCCACCCGGGUCUGCACCAACCCUGUGGCUACAUUACUCGAAUGGCAGGAAGCCCUGUGUUUCAUUCCAGUUGGUUCUGCUGCCCCCGAGGGCUCCCCAUCAUGAGGCACCCACUCCUGCGCUGCCGUGCGUCUUCCUUUUAGCCCUUAUUUAUUGUCGGUCUGCCCAUGGGACUGGGAGCCGACCACUUUGUCCUCAAUAAAGUUUCUCAAGUAUC
Molecule: messenger RNA, 2463 nt
Organism: Cebus imitator (Panamanian white-faced capuchin)
Lineage: Eukaryota; Metazoa; Chordata; Mammalia; Primates; Cebidae
Gene: TROAP
Product: trophinin associated protein
Exons: 14
Coding region: 171-2351 (726 amino acids)
Source: RefSeq, a predicted model, not a curated record